Penicillium robsamsonii is the source of this 1173-nucleotide messenger RNA. RefSeq names its product PAPA-1-like domain-containing protein. The transcript has 3 exons. Gene Ontology annotation, cellular component: Ino80 complex. NCBI's taxonomy places the organism in Eukaryota, Fungi, Ascomycota, Eurotiomycetes, Eurotiales, Aspergillaceae. The record is from RefSeq and is a predicted model, not a curated record. Gene Ontology annotation, biological process: chromatin remodeling. The coding region runs from base 1 to 1173 and encodes 390 amino acids.
AUGUCGCUCCGUCGGUCCCUUCGAUCGCGAAAGACACGAGAUGAUACUCCGGAAACAGACGCUAACAUGACCACCAGGUCUACGAGACAAACUCGCGCUUCUACGUCUGCAUCUGCCUUGAUCUCAGUCUCUCGAUCUGAGUUGAAUUCAGGAGAUCGAAAAAGAUCUCUCCGUCUUACUGUCAAAAUGCCCUCCAGCAAAUUGCGGGAAGCCACGGGUGCUGGUCGCGCUGCUGGACGGCGCUCAGUCAAUGUAUUCCGGGAAGAUCCCAUUGUUUCGGGACCCCGCUCCAGUCGGAACCGAAAGAAGAUUGUAGAGGUUGCUACUAGCGACGAAGAGGAAAUCGACGACCAAGAAGAGGAUGAAGUUGAUGAUGAAGAUGCCCCUGGAGAUGAUGAUGAUGAUGAGGAGGAGGACGCCGAUGCCGACGCUGACGCUGAUGCUGACGGUGACAUUGAUAUGGACGACAUGCCGCCUCAGCCGCCUGCCAGGCGCGGUAAGAUCAGUCCUCCAUCUCGCGCUAAGCCUCCCAAGAGUGUCGAGGCCAAGGAGAUGGAAAUGGAAGAAGAUGAUGACGAAGACGAGGAUGAUGAGGAAGAGCCUACCUCCGACACGGAUGAAGAUGCCGAAGCGGAGGGCGAUGAUCAGGAUGGAAUUGCAGUCCCAGACGUCAAUGUCGAUGAUUUGGAUGAGCUUGAUGAAGAGGAUGAAAUAGACGACGGCAUGGAUAGUGAUGCUUUCGCCAUUCAAAGUGGAAAGACCACCAAGCGCCAGCGAGGAAAUCUUGGAAAUGAUUUCUUGCAACUUCCCAUGGAGCCCCAGGUCAAGAAACAUUUGACCGCCGAGGAGCGCCAGAUGCGUCGCGCAGAGAUGGCACGGCGAAGGAAGAACCUGAGUGAGAAGCGGAAUGAAGAGGAAAAGAUGGACACAAUUAAUCGGCUGCUCAAGAAGCAGGCCCCCAAGCGGCGUGGUCGACAAGCGGCCGAGGCUGCUGAUGGAACCCCCGGCCAAGAAAUCGCGGAGGCCGAGAAAGCUGACCCUACCCUGGUGCGGUGGACCAGUGGUCCAAAUGGCUGCAGAGUCAGCGUUCCAGAAGAAUGGCUGGGUACACCUGCUGGGCGUGUCUUUGGCGCACCUGCAGUUCCCGCGGGGAAAAUGGUCGAAGAAGUUUGA